AAGUAGUGACGGUUUUGAAGGGAACUCCCCGCGUCGCCAGUCACAAAUCGCUUUGCGAUGAAAACACCGGACUUACUAACUGGGGAGGGAGUCGCAACACAUUGCGGCUGGAUACGUGCGUGAAGAUUUCAACAUCAAGCGGGUCAGAACAGCAAUGAAGUUCAACAAGUCAGUCUGCUAAACAAUCAGAGCCCGCAUCGUUCCAACGCUUCAAGAGGAGUGUGAACACACCAUGUGCCAUAACUGGAGACACCUUUGUACUGCCCCAUAGAUCGGCAGCCCCCUUAUGAACCUUGGUCUUUGAGGACCCUCCUAGUCGUUCACAUUUCCCGCCGCGCAAGAUGAAGAAGGUGGUGGAGUGGUCAUCAGAGGAUGUUUCUAAAUGGCUGAGUAAAGAGGGGAUGCCAGAGUAUGCAGAUGCCCUCAGACAGAUAGACGGUCCUGCUCUGUUGAGACUCAAGAAUACAGAUUUCCAGGAUCCUCCACUCUCCCGUGUCUCCUCAGAUGGUGGAAUGCAACUGCUUGAGCGGCUGGAGACCCUGCGAAUAGAGAACCACAUCGAGGCUCACAAAAAUGGCCAUGCAAACGGGCACGCUGGCGGGCUACCAAAAGGAACUAGUAAGCCCCAGAGGAAUGGCACACUGGGGAAAAAAGAGAUGACUCUCAUUCCCAUGCCCGUGCUGGAACCUACUCACCCCUCGUUCCCUACAGAGUGGGGGAAGACGGGCAUAGCGUUUGUCUAUGCAGUCAUUUGUUUCGUCACCACCUCUAUCGUCAUAUCAGUGGUCCACGAACGAGUUCCACCGAAGGAGCACACUCCACCGUUGCCUGAUAAGUUCUUCGACCUGUUCGACCGAGUGGAAUGGGCCUUCUCCAUUUGUGAGAUCAACGGCAUGUUGUUGGUGGGCCUUUGGCUGGUCCAGUGGGUUCUGCUCAAGUACAGGUCAAUCGUUGGCAGGAGAUUCUUUUUCAUUGUGGGGACGCUGUAUCUGUACCGCUGCAUUACAAUGUACAUCACAACCCUGCCUGUUCCCGGGAUGCACUUUAAAUGCUCUCCAAAGCUUCUGGGGAACUGGGAGGCCCAAAUGAGGAGAAUCAUGAAAAUGAUUGCUGGUGGUGGUCUGUCCAUCACAGGCUCUCACACCAUGUGUGGAGAUUAUCUGUACAGCGGACACACGGUUAUGUUAACACUCGCAUACCUCUUCAUCAAAGAGUAUUCUCCCAAGCGCUUCUGGUGGUACCACUGGGUAUGUUGGACCCUGAGUGCUGUCGGGAUUUUCUGCAUCCUUCUGGCCCACGACCACUACACUGUAGAUGUGGUUGUGGCGUAUUUCAUCACCACGCGCCUCUUCUGGUGGUACCACACCAUGGCCAACCAGCGGCCUUUGAAGGAGUCGUCUCAAAGUAAUCUGUUCACCCGGGUGUGGUGGUACAGACUGUUCCUCUUCUUUGAAGAGAAUGUGAACGGCACGGUCCCUCGGAGCUACCAGCUGCCGUUCUCGUUGCGGGUGUCGCCGUGGAGCCGCAAAGUGAAGUACAGCAAACUGGACAUCCAGUGACCACCGUCGAGCUCAAGCAGGCAAGGACUGCCACUUCAAAAAGUGCUGUUUUUUUUUUUUUUAAUUUUAAUUUUCACAGAGGAUGGCACCUUACAAUGUAGCGUUAUCCUUACAUCUCUGCUGAAUGAGAACCCAUCAGAUAUGUUUCUCCUGUUGGUUAUUUUUAUCCACUUCUGACAGUAUUCGUCAACUUACAGCACUAAUUAUUUAAAUAGUCCUUUCUAUAGGUCAUAAACAUUUCUGCUUCUUUUUAGGGGGGAGGGUUCUAUGAUAUUUCAACAUAAAGCUUAAGUUUUUGGUCGGCUAAGUGCAAAAGCAUAAUUUUUUUUUUUUUUUUUUAAAUCUGACUUUUUUAAAAUUCCAAUUGCCAUAAUAAUUUUUUGUCCUAUUUUCUAGCAACAUUUUUGUAAAUGUUCUUGCUAAAAUGCCUCGACGGUGCAAAAAAAAAAGAAAAUAUUUUUUCUAGAUACUUUAUUUUUCAGAAGAAAAUGAUGUCCAACUGAGAAUUUUUAGAUUUGUAUCAUUUUCAAGACGGAUUACAAAGAGCAUAAGAAUUUAAUGUGGUAUAGAGUUGAUCCCAGUGCCUUCUCUUAGUCUGAUUGUAACAAGCGUUCAAGAACUUCACGUCUAGUGUCGCUGCACCGUCUCGGGCAGCCACACGGUCAAAGCCGAGCGCCCACGAAUGUAUGAAACAACUAUGCUAGCCUUACCAGAAAGUUGGUCUUCCCAAAAUAAGGAGCAGCGAGUUGAUGCUUUCUAUCAUUUUGUGCUUACUGGGUUAAUGCUGUUCUAAUAGGAAUACAAGACUGUUAAUUGUAAUUUUUUAAAAGGAAAACUUUGUAACAUUUAAUUUUUUGUCAACACCAGCUGCGUUUGAAGCCAAAUCUGAGGCUCCUGCUAGUAUUUUUCCAUUACAGUGAAAGUGUCAUAGUCUCAUCGGACGUUUGAUUAAAACGAUGUCUACAAAGAGCAGUUUGGACUUGAUCUGAACACUGUUACUGUUUGAAAUCAAAACCUGUGAGCUUUCAUUUUUGUAAUGAAUCAUAGAACAGAAGAAACGUUUUCACCCGCGUGUCAAAAGAUUGAAUACAGAUGAACAUUUCCCGUUGUUCCAGGUUAUUUUAUCAUUUACGUUAGCUGCUGGACUGUAGUGAAAAAGGAAAAAGCAUGUUUGUCCCCUGAUGUGAGCAGCCAAGUCUCAAACGUUCAGUGUAGAUCCGGUUUGUGAGGAAGGAGUUGAGCGAUCCAAACAUGGAAAUGUGUGUUUAGUUUAUUAUAAAUGUGCAAAAAAAAACUUUUUUUCCAUAAAUGUGAAUUGUUUUGAUGGAAAUUUAUAUUAAUGUUUCUUCUUUUUUUUUUCUUUGUUCCACUGACAUGCUAAGUGUGUGACAGGAGUAUUACACUAUUUUACAUAUGAGGAGGACUCCAUCUAGAAAUCAAUACAUCAAACUAUUGCAAGUCAAACAGUUAUUUAUAUUUUUAAAAAUAUAAUGGGUAAUAAAAAGCAUUAUUUUAAUAGUAAAUUGAUGAAACGGUUGUUUCAUUGGGAGAGGAAGUAUAAAUGUUGAAAGAUAUUUUUCUGAAAAAUCGCAGCGUUGCUCCUGUUUCAGUCAAUCAUUUCAGCCAAGAACAUUUCCUGUCUUUCAGUUUCCCUCACCUGUUUUUAAACUGCUCUCUUUACUGAUUCAGGGUUAAUUCCCAGGUUACAAAAAAUCUGAUUAUUGUAAAGCUUGCAAAGGAAAUUCCUAUGUUUGCAUCUUUAAGAAAGCAGAGUUCAUCUUGUGUUCGUCAAACUCUCACCUUCUUUGUUCCUUUUUUUGUGUACAAAUCAGAUGUUUGUAAGAUAAGCUAAAGAAUAGAGUUGUUUUGGAAUAAAACCUUUUAUUAUGAUGAAA
This is a messenger RNA of Oryzias melastigma (Indian medaka), 3454 nucleotides long. RefSeq lists its product as uncharacterized. The record is from RefSeq and is a predicted model, not a curated record. The transcript has 6 exons. NCBI's taxonomy places the organism in Eukaryota, Metazoa, Chordata, Actinopteri, Beloniformes, Adrianichthyidae. Gene Ontology annotation, molecular function: ceramide cholinephosphotransferase activity; protein binding; sphingomyelin synthase activity. Gene Ontology annotation, cellular component: endoplasmic reticulum membrane; Golgi membrane. The coding region runs from base 342 to 1559 and encodes 405 amino acids. Gene Ontology annotation, biological process: ceramide biosynthetic process; sphingomyelin biosynthetic process.